AUGUCCGCUUCACGCCCCACGAUCCUUCUCAUCGGUGUUUCACGUGGCCUUGGCCACGCCAUGGCGGUCGAAUUCCUAGAAAAGGGAUGGAAUGUUGUCGGGACAGUCCGCGGAGAGUCGCGAAAAUUACUCCACGAGCUAGAAGACAAGUACAACGGUCUGAUUGACAUCGAGACCUUGGACAUUUGCCAACCCGAUCAAAUCCAGGCGCUAGACAAGCGUUUGUCGGGAAAGAUAUUCGAUAUCCUCUUUGUCAACGCUGGAACAACGAAUCGUGACCAAACCCAAAAAAUUGGCGAUGUAUCAACCGAGGAGUUUGUACAUGUCAUGGUUACGAAUGCGCUCAGCCCCAUGCGUGUCGUUGAACGUCUGGCACAUCACGUGGCUCCGAAUGGUCUUAUUGGUGUGAUGUCCUCUGGACAGGGAAGCAUCAGCAACAAUGAAACCGGUCAGCGAGAGGUAUAUCGUGGCACUAAAGCCGCGCUGAACAUGUACAUGCGAAGCUUUGCAGCUCGUCAGGCCCCAUCGCGUCCAAUGGUGGUGAUGGCUCCAGGGUGGGUCAAAACCGAGCUGGGGGGUGCGGAUGCUCGGCUUACCAUCGAAGAAAGCAUUCCCAGCUUGGUCAAUGUACUUAUUGCAAAGCAAGAACGACCUGGACUCGAAUACCUCGACUACCUCGGCCGAACUGUUCCUUGGUGA
Penicillium psychrosexuale is the source of this 699-nucleotide messenger RNA. RefSeq lists its product as uncharacterized. Gene Ontology annotation, molecular function: oxidoreductase activity, acting on the CH-OH group of donors, NAD or NADP as acceptor. Bases 1 to 699 code for a protein of 232 amino acids. The record is from RefSeq and is a predicted model, not a curated record. Lineage: Eukaryota; Fungi; Ascomycota; Eurotiomycetes; Eurotiales; Aspergillaceae. The transcript has a single exon.